AUGAGCGGUGAAGACUACCAAUGGAACAAGAUCACCACCCACAUUGAGAAUCUCGUAUAUGCCCCAGAAGACCGCAACUUAUACCACGAGGGCACUAUCAAAGUGAAAUGCUCAAACGGCGUUUCUGCCACGAUAUACGUCGAUAAGAACAAG
Molecule: messenger RNA, 153 nt
Organism: Ostertagia ostertagi
Lineage: Eukaryota; Metazoa; Nematoda; Chromadorea; Rhabditida; Trichostrongylidae
Source: the annotation of a GenBank genome assembly